Micropterus salmoides (largemouth bass) is the source of this 1319-nucleotide messenger RNA. Its product is annotated as CMP-N-acetylneuraminate-beta-galactosamide-alpha-2,3-sialyltransferase 1-like. The transcript has 6 exons. Gene Ontology annotation, molecular function: beta-galactoside (CMP) alpha-2,3-sialyltransferase activity. Lineage: Eukaryota; Metazoa; Chordata; Actinopteri; Centrarchiformes; Centrarchidae. The coding region runs from base 145 to 1113 and encodes 322 amino acids. The record is from RefSeq and is a predicted model, not a curated record.
AAUGAAUGGAAAUAAUAACAAAAAUCAACUGAAAAACUUUAUGUAAGACUAUUAUUAUUCAUAUUGCCUAAAAUAAACAAUACGACAGUUUAUAUAUUUCACCACACACUUUGUCUACAGACUGGAAUCACAAGGUUCACAGCCAUGACGAAGACAAAAGUGAAGAUGUUCGUUGUCCUGCUGUGUGUGACUGGCAUCUGGGUGUUGAGAGGACAUGUUUCAAGAAUGUUAUCAGAAUACUUCAGCCAGCUCCAGGACACAUACCCCUGUGCUUUUGACAAAUGCUUAUCAGAAGAUGAUCUGUGGUCUAUGCUGCAUUUAAACACAUCUGUUGAACCAUUUUUGUCAGCGCAAUACAAUCUCUCAGAGGAUGCUUUCAACUGGUGGAAGCGCUUACAGGCUGAAAGGCACGACUUUAGUACCUAUAAAACAACCGUGGACAGGCUGUUUGAGAUGUUCCCAUCCAGUCCAGAUGUCAUAAAACCCAGCCCUGACCUCUGCAGGAGUUGCGCUGUGGUGGGAAAUUCUGGCAAUUUGAAGCAAUCACGAUAUGGACCUCUCAUAGAUUUACAUGAUGUCAUCAUAAGAAUUAACCAUGGUCCUACCAAAGGCUUUGAAGCAGAUGUGGGGACCAGAACAACUCAUCAUGUCAUGUAUCCAGAGAGUGCCGUGGACUUGGAUAACAACACUCAUCUUGUGCUGUUUCCAUUCAAGAUACAAGAUCUCGAGUGGCUCAUCAAGGCCUUCUCUACUGGAUUUACUGGAAGGUCAUAUGUGCCAGUUAAGUCAAAUAUCAAAGCUAACAAGGAUUUGGUGAUGGUGAUCAAUCCAGCUUUCAUGAGGUAUGUUCAUGACAUGUGGCUGCAAAAGAAGGGCAGUUAUCCAUCCACUGGCUUUAUGACUUUGAUUCUUGCCCUCCAUAUUUGUGACGAGGUCCGUGUGUUUGGUUAUGGAGCAGACAAAUAUGGAAACUGGAAUCAUUACUGGGAAAAACUCAAAGACACAAAGUUUAAAACUGGAAAACAUCCUGGAAGUCAUGAGUAUGGAAUUAUCGAGGAGCUAGCUGAGAAACAAAAGAUCAUGUUUUUUACAGGUCGGAGAUCUUUCUCUUAGCAUUUAAACUAUUCAUAAACUUGAUAGCAAAUAAUUUAUCAUGCAAAACAAGAAUAAGAAGACCAACUGCCUUGUUGCAGACAUUAAAGAGUGGUAGACAAACUGUGAGUGGCUAACCUAUUUCUACUGAGGGAAAAGUAAAGAACUAAAAAAUGUUUAAUGAAUGUGAAUGAUCCUGUUGUAUGGGGGACCAAUUCUGACAAGGA